UGUUGGGUGACAGUGAGGCUGCAGUAAUACAGUAGCUGCUGUUGCUCCUCCUGCUGCUGCUUCCUUCUGUAUUGCUCUCCGUGGACAACUUCUGUACUUCGGAAUCACUCCGAGGACGCUGUAUUUCGCGUUUCAGAUGCACAAUUAGCGGUGCCGGUCAUGCCCAUGACCCAGCAGGAGCAGAAUGAGUUCAGGGAGAGUUGGGAGGACGCGCAGGCAUGGAUGCAGGCCGUCCAGGAAAGACUCAAGAUCAAUGACAACACAGACGGACCCCGAGCGGCUCUGGAGGCCCGGCUGAAAGAGACGGAGAAAAUCCACGAGUCGGAGCAGGAGGGCCGUAUGAAAGUGGACGUGGUCCUGGUGGCCGCGGACGCUCUGCUCAAGAACGGAGACGAGGAGCUGAAGAACCAGACUCACCUCAAACUGAAGGAGUUAAAGACCCUCUGGGAGGAGACGUCCACCUACAUCAUCCACUGCCACAGCCGUAUCGAGUGGGUGUGGCUGCACUGGAACGAGUACCUGAAGGCUUACGAGGAGUUCAACAUGUGGCUGGUGAAGGUGCAGCGGGUGGUGGAGCCUCAGCUAGAGCUGCAGCUGGGUCUGCGGGAAAAGCUGUGGCAGCUGGAGCAUCACCGCGUCAUCUGCAGCGACUUGAAGGCCAAGGAACAGCUGCUGGAGCGCCUGCUGGAUGAGGCGUCCACCCUGUACAACCGCACCCAGGACCCCAGCGUGGACGAGGGCGCUCAGAACGCACUGCAAGAGGCGUACAAUGACAUCCGUACCAGGGCAGAGGAGAGGCUUGCACUGGUGGAAAAGGUGGCAGAGGAGCACCAGCGGCACCAAAACGGCGUUCGCGACUUCCAAAAGUGGUUGGUGUCGAAAACAGAAGAAGUGACUCUCUUCCAGGAGGUAGAGGACGUCUCGGAGGAGCGUGUGCAAGCCCUGAAGCGCCUGGAUACCAGCGUGGUCCUUAAAGAAGAGUCGCUGCUGAACAUCGAAGACCAGGUCGAGGCUGUAAAAGCUAACACGUCGCCCGCGGGAGCCGAGCUAAUCAGGGAGGAGGUGGAACAUCUGCGACUGGCAUGGCAGCAGCUGCGGCAGACACUGAUGGACCUCCACGCCGAUCUGAAGGGCUCUAUGGACGCCCAGAAAGAGUACCAGGGCCGGCGCGAAGAACUGGAGGAAGGCAUCAAGAAGCUUCGAGUGCUCGUGCAUGAAAUGAGCCUGCGCCUGGAGAAUAGGGAUGGAGAGAGGACCGAGGAGAACAUGGUGGCUCAGUGGAAGAGCUAUACAGACGCGAGGACCGUCCUCUCGGCCGAAGAGCCUCGGGUCGAGCUCCUCAAACUCCAGCUGAAGGAGCUCUACCGCUUCCCACACGAUUCCCGAGAAGUUGCGGAUGAAGUCCUGUCGGUGCUGAAAGAGUAUCGGAGUGUGAAAGGACGUACGUGUCGGCUGUACUCGGAAAGCGAAACGGCCCUAAAGCAGCUCCUACAGGAUCCCCUGCAUGCCUUCAGUCAUUGGAGUCAGCAGGCGUCUCAGAUGCUCGACAACUCGGCUGAAGUCACAGACUUCGCCCACGUCGCUUUGCUCGUGCAGAAUAUCGAGAAGCUGCUGAAAGACAGCGUGCAGCUGCAGGAGAGACUCAGCUUGCUGCAGGUGAAAGCCGACCUGCUGAGCGCCGUGUUUGGUGAGGAGAAAGCCCGGGGCCUGCUGGAGGAGCUCAGUGCAGACAUGAGGAAGCGAGAACAGCUUCACAGCCAACUUCUGCAAAGGAGACUUCGACUGCAGGAAUUAAUAUCAACCACCAAGAACUUUGGUGAUGCUCACCACUCUAUUCACCAGAAGCUCCUGUCUAUAAAGGAAAGAUUUCACACAGCAGACGGACUCCAACCUGAUAUCCUGGCUAAGAAAAGUCAGGCUGACCAACUGAAGAUCCUUAAGAAAGAUCUAGAAGACUGUGAGGCUCACAUCACCGCCCUGGAGACGCUCGUCUCGUCCAGCCCUGCUAACAGGUCCAAGUUCGAGCGUCUUUCCGCAGACUGGAAGCUGCUCUAUAAAUCCGUUCGGGUGAAGGCGAACGAAAGCGAGAAGAGCAUUUCGGAGCAUGAGAGUUUCCAUGACACUCUCCUGAACAUGGAGAAAUGGCUGAUGGUCAUGCGGCAGAAGCUGGAGUCGUUCCGAGGAGCGAACGGAGAGUGGAGCGUGGAGAACCGGCGUCACGAAGCAGAGAGGGCGCUGGGCGAGUUUCCCGAAAAGGAGCUGCAGCUGCACAGGGCCGAGGCGCAGGGACACGGCGUUCUGCAGAAAACCUCAGAGGAGGGUGGAGUUCACAUUCAGCGUGACCUCCGGCGCCUGCGGGAGUCCUGGAUGGCUCUUCAUGCGCUCAGUCUGAACCUGUACAGGCUCCUGAAUGGACACGGUGCCUCAGGUGACGCGUCCGAUUUGCUGGAGGGAAGUGGCGGAUCCACAAUCCAACUCCGACCUGAAGAUUGCUCAGGAUUCGAGGUCGACCUUCAGAUUACUGAGGGCUCGCAGACGGAUGGAGGAUCGGGCGGCGCGAAGGCUUUCGGGAAAUCGGUCCCCAGACAGGACGAUGCGUCUCAAACGGAGGACGGCCAGUUCAGCCGCCCGGGUGGAAUCCAGGGUGUCUGGAGACGGGAAACGAGAGGCCAUUCGGGAUUGGUUGAUGAAGUGGACUCGGUUGCAGUGGGACGUGGAUUUCAGGGUAUUGGAGAGCAGAAAGGUGGAGGACACGCCCACGGGGCGGGAGGUGGACCCGGGAAUCGAGGGAGAACAAGGGAAUGGGUUGAAGAGCACUCAUCCGGAAGAGAAAUGGUCAAAGUGCUGAACGAAGGCCACUAUGCAUGCGAUUCAUCGAAUGCAGACGUUCGACCGAAACAGGUGUCCGCGUUUACGCACGUUUCAGUGGCUUCGGCUCACGGUUUCACAGACCCCAAACAGGUAAUAGAGCGCAGAUCUGACUGGAAAUCUCAGAGGGAGGAGUUUGACGCCUGGCUGGGCAGAGAAAACGAGAGACUCGCGAGGAUCAUGAAUCAAAGCGCUCUGAGCACCAAAGAACUGAAGAUAAGACGGAACGCACUCAAGGACCUGCGUGCUGGCGUAGCGUGGGGUCAAGCUCAGUUUCAGCAGCUGCUCAGCUCCUGGCAGGCUGAAGCAGGACCCGAGGAUAUGGACCUGGAGGAGCUGCGUUACAGAUGGAUGCUUUAUAAAUCCAAACUGAAGGACGCCGAGAGCGUCAAAGCUCCGAUCGCACUCCAGGGUGAGAGAAUCCAGCAGGAGGAGCUCAUCCGGUCUGGAAAGGAGAGCUGCUGCGGGUUCCUGUACCGCGUGUGUCGCGUGGCUCUCCCUCUGCAGCUGCUGCUCCUCGCGCUGCUGCUCUUCGCCUUCCUCCUGCCCCUGAUGGACGAGGGCACGAGCUGCUCGCUGUCCAACAACUUCGCCCGCUCCUUCAACAUCAUGCUGCGCUACCAUGGCCCACCACCCACCUAAACACACACACACACACACACACUUACACACAGCUCUACACACACACACACAGGCAAUGUUAUGCACACAUAUACGCAUAGCCAUACAUAGAGGUACGAACAUAAGUAUUUACAUGUUCACGUAUAUUCACACACACACACACACACACACACACACACACACACACACACACUCAAACAUACGCAAGCAUAGCUACACAUGCGCACAAACCUAACUGUAAACACGUACACACACAGCUACUUAUACAUGCAUAUGCAUAGCUAUAAAUACACACACACACUGCUAUACAUGUACACACAUAUACACAGCGAUGCAUAAAAAAAUAAUAAUUUAUGGCUAUAGAAACAUUCAAAUGGCUGCAUACAAACAGACAUACAGUUAUUAAUGCAUGUACACACACACACCUAUAAACCCAUGUGCAUAGCCGCACACACACACACACACACACACACACACACACACACAGCUAUAAAUACAAAACCAAAUAUCAUGACUAUGGAAACAUUUGAAUGGCUACACACAGAGACAUACAGUUAUGCAUGCAUGUAUACACACACACACACACACACACACACACACACACACUGAAAAUCUCUCUUUGUAGGGGAAACAUCCUUCAGCAUCAAUCCCAGUCCAUAUUAACACACACACACAUUCACACACCUACACAGAUUUAUGCACUCUGAUCCACAUUUAAAUGUAAGCUGUUACAUCAUCAAGCUCCGUCCAGCUAAACACACACCCACACAACACCAACACACACACCCACACACACUCCAGCACAAUGAACAUCAUUUCAGACACCGAAACAUCAAUACGUAUAUUUAUUAUUAUUAUUAUUAUUAUUAAUAUUAUUAUAUGAUGGUGUCAACUUAUAUCCCCAUAGCGGGAAAAAAAAACAGAAUCAGAAAACAAGACGCACUGCAUGAAUCUGAGAUCAGUUUCUGUAGCAUCAUAUUUCACACUCGGCUGGGCCCAGCAGAACUCUGUGUGUGUGUGUGUGUGUGUGUGUGUGUGUGUGUGUGUGUGUGUGUGUGUGUGUGGAGGCUGGCUUUGACGCUGGCAACCUGUUUCUCACGAUUCGAGCUGUUGCGGUCUUAUUAUAAUACACGAAAAAGCGAUUGCAUGGACGGUUCUGUUCUACUGCGCCGUAGAAAAACCCGAGUGUGUGUUUGCAAUAUUCUGUUCAUCAUUACUGUAUUAACGUCCCUCCGUGGCUCAUUAGGUACGGGUAAUGUGGUAGCUCAGAGGAGGAGAUGUUGGACUUGUGAUUGGAAGAUUGUAGGUUUAAAUCCCACCACACCAUAAUGAUGCCAUUGUUGGGCCCUUGAGCAAGGCCCUUAACUUUUGUUUGCUCCUUUAUAUAAUUAAGACGCACUAUAUGGAUAAUUGUUUUGGGACACCUGACUUUACUUGAACUACAAAACUCAAACCUGUUCCACCAUGACAAUGCUCCUGUCCACAAAACCUGCUCCAUGAAGAUAUAGUUUAUAUUGGUUGCUAUGGAAGAUCUGGAGUGACCUGCUAUAGUUAUCUGAUCUCUGCUUCCCAGGGGUCCUCACCUCAACAACACCAUCAGUUCCUGACUUUACUAACACCCUUGUUGCUGAAUGACCAGAAAUCACCCCAAAUCUAGUGGAACAUCUUCCCAGAAGAGUGUGGAGCUUCUUCUAACAGUACCUGGUGACUCAAUGUGGAAUGGGAGGUUUAAACAACACAUAACAAUCUAAUGCGCAGGUGUCCACAAACUUUUGCCCGUAUAGUUUAUAUACUGUAUGCUAAUUUCCAUUUAACGCUACAUUUUUUGCUUCGUAUGCCCUUGUAAAUAUUUUAUACAAAAAUGAAAUCAGUAGCAGAAGAACCAAAGAUCGACCUUUUACUAUGCAUUAUUUUACAAAAGAAAACUUUGCUUGAUCAAACGCAACGUCAGGCCCCGAUAUCAAAGUUUGUCACGCCUGCUAAUUUCUUGCCGCUAAGAAGUUGUACUUUUUGUGUUUGAAGCCUGUAGUGUAAUUUGAACAGAUUUCUUGCUCUCGACAGUCAGUUCAUCAAAAUCAGCGCAAUUAAUAGCAUGCGCAUGUACGACUCCUACAGUAAAUUCACGAAGUAUGUUGGGAUAUAAAAAUUAUAUCGAAAUCUGAGGUAAAAAAUUCGCCCCCUUGUGUUAAAUGAACAUCAUGUACUCCGAACGUGUUCAUUCGCAACUUAAGUAGCAUCCAAAGAGAAAACAAUACGUAACCAAAAAGCUAGCUAGCUAGCUAGAAACGUUAUCUAACUCGCAGUUGUGACGCUUGUAUUUAGCGAUAGUAUCUAGCUUGCUUGCUGACGUAUGAGGUAAUGUAGCUAGCACACAUUACCACUAUUUUAGCAACUUAAUAACAAGCUAGGGCAAAUUUUUUUUGGGUUUUUUGUUUUGAAUUAUUUUGUUUCUUACUUUGUUCUGGCACACAAGAAUGAAGGCGGCGUGAUAUCACGAUCGUUAUGUGUAACUGUGUUUUAUUAACCACUACGAGGACAUAACGAGGUCAGCGUUUGCGUGAAAAUCUGAUAUUUUUGUAAAUGUAUUUGACUGUCUGAGGUAUUUGAAGUUCUGAAGGGUCCAGGCGACGGAGUGAAAACAGCCCAGGACAAGAAUUUCCUCGUGUAUUUUUUUGUAUUUUUAUUUAUUGAGCGUUUUUUUGUUUUUGUUUUUUUGGUCGCAGCAGACCGACUGUUGCCACAGCAACUAUGACUAAAUGUAGUUACCCCAUUUUUUGUCGAUCAUCAGAACGGUUCUGUACGACUCGGAUUACAUGCGUUUAUACUGCAUCGAACGACGUAAAGGGGGCGUGGCCUGAAAGCCUGCUGACGUGUGCACAUCUGUGUUUGUAUGUGUGUGAGCGUGUUUUUCAAGGAGAUUUGCAGGAAGCUCAGGUGGAUUUUUUUUAUUUAAAAGCAGUGUUAAAAACAAUCUGUCUUGCCUCAGAAAAACAGCGACGUUUUAUUUAUCUUUUAGACUGUGUUAUGCAAAACGAAAAAAAAAAACACUUCGUCUUGAAGAAUCUGUAAAGUCACCUGGAACUUUUCUGAAGUUUUUUUUUUUUUUUUUUUUUUUUAAUUACAUUUUUUUUUUGGCAACAUUUCACACGGAAAUUUAUACAACUGCAGCUGUUUGGCGUACAAAUUGUUUGCUCAGCUAAAGAUUUGCCGUUCUGUAGAAUUAAUUUCUACGGUUAAAUCAUCAGUUCGUCAAGCAGAUUGUCAGAACAAAAACAAACAAACAAAAAAAAAAGUCAUCAAGCGUUUCUACCAUUUCAAAAUUAAGGAUACAAACGAGAAACUGAUAUCAGUUGUGUGGCAGUUCGAUUAAUGCACCAAAAAAACACUACAAAUAAAAAAAAAAACUUUUAGUAUCUUUUUUUUUCUUAAAUUUUUCUUUUAUAAAUAUUCAAUUUUAAUAUAAUUUUUUUUCUUUCAAAUUUUAUCAUUUUUUCCUUUUGAUUCACUGCUCACUGUGAGUCCGAUUAUCAUUUUUAGUAAAAAUGUUUUUAACCAUUUUUUUUUCUUUCAUUAAAAGGAGAGUUUUUGAAAAUGUAUAAAUUUACCUAGAACUUGUCUAAUGGUAGCUUGAUCAGCUUUUCAUAUUAGCUAACCAGGAUACUUGUUUAUCUUAACAUCCAGUGAGAGUUUUAUGGUAAAGCAGCCUGCAUUUGCAUACUGGAACCUAAUUGGCUUUUCUUUUUUAUGAUGCAACAAUUCUCAGAUGAUACAUAAAUACGUUUUUCAUUUCUUUUUUCCAAAUUAGAUUCACAUCUCCUGUGUUUUUUCAAGAACAUCACCAAUGAGCUUUGUCAGAAAUUAAAUUAUUUCAAUAAUAGAAGCAGAGGGGAAAAAGUAAUUUUUAAAAAUACAUUUAAUAUUUAUAAAAAUUGUUUUAAUAUAUUUUCCGAACAAUCUGAUUUGGUUUCUGUGAGCCACAGUGUGGAGUGUAGUGACGUAUCAUUUCUUUUUUUGUCCUCUCUAUCGCAAUAUACAGCAUUGUUGAUUGCUUCAUUCUGAUUGGUCAAAAGCGAAUCGUUUCCAGAGCAACAGGAAGCUUACUCAGGAGUCCUCCGUUUCAUCUUUUUAAAUUUUACUACACAGGAAAAUCAAAGAAUGUUGGUUUUUUUGGGGGUUUUUUUGCCAAGAAUUUCAACACUAUAUGCAGGAAAAAAAAUGCACUGAUUUGAAUCAUAAACAUUUUGACUUCAAAGAAGUUUCAGGUGACUUUAAAAUAGAACCUCCACUAAUACUUGAUACCUGCGAAACCAAAACCUGUGUACAGUCAGUCGGCUGUCCUCAAUCAGCUACGAUGUGUCCUAGAAGUGUUGCUUCAUCGUGCACUGCUUUAUAUUGUUUGUCUUUAAAGGGGGAAAAAAAAGGAAAGUAAACCUUUAAACGUCCUGUAUGGCGGAUCGGAAGCAAUUCUUUUCAAAAUCCAAUAAUUUAAGGAUUUUUUUUUUUUUUUCUUUUCUUUCUGUAGAAGCUUUCGAAUGUUAAACCUGUGCUGAGCUUGACGUUUUAUUAAAAAGACCAGGUUCAUGCUAUUUUCAUACAAUAUUUUUUUGAAAUGUAUAACAUUAAGCUGCAAUACUGUAUUUAACCGAUAUUUUUGUAUUUUUAAUCAUGGCAAUAAAUACGCAACAUGUUCGCAGCCUA
Silurus meridionalis is the source of this 8187-nucleotide messenger RNA. It is a transcript of the gene syne3, whose product is annotated as spectrin repeat containing, nuclear envelope family member 3. Lineage: Eukaryota; Metazoa; Chordata; Actinopteri; Siluriformes; Siluridae. Gene Ontology annotation, cellular component: nuclear outer membrane; meiotic nuclear membrane microtubule tethering complex; cytoplasm. Gene Ontology annotation, molecular function: actin filament binding. Gene Ontology annotation, biological process: nuclear migration. The transcript is spliced from 18 exons. The record is from RefSeq and is a predicted model, not a curated record. The coding region runs from base 160 to 3510 and encodes 1116 amino acids.